CACCGCGCCCGGGAGCGAAUCCCGAGUCCGCCCGGAACCGCCUCGCCGCGUGGCCCGGGGCGGCGUCUCCCCUGCGCGUUCUCGGCUUCCCGGCGGCUGCGGCGAUGCCGGCCCUGGGGCUGGAGCGGGGAUUCAGGAAGCGGCGACCGGUGCCCGCUCCGAGUGGCGGCGCCCGGGAGGGAGAAGCCGGGUCCCCGCCGCGCCUCCGCCGCGCCUCCGCCGCGCGUUCCCGCCGCUGCGCCCUCGUGGGCGGCCCGGACGGCUCAGCCAUUGGCUGUGGGGUGAGGCCGCGAGCCCCGCCCUUCCCUCUGCGUCGGGGGCGGCCCGGGCGGAUGAAUGAAGCGGCGCGGGCGGCCGGGCGGUCAGAGCGUGGAGCGCAGCACGGCGGCCGGGCCUCGGGACGGGGACGGACUCACAGGCCCCUCGGACCAGACGUUCUUCUCAGGACUCACCAGCCCCUCGGAUACCACUUGGCCACGCCCGCUGUGUGGCUGAAGCCUGGAGGUCCCCACACAGAGGCACGGAGAUGCCCCUGCACCCGCUGGGGGACAAGCCCUUUGUCCGGGGGCCACCACUCACCUUCCCCAGCCCCACUUCAGCCAUGGAAAACGGAUUUGACCACACCCCGGCCGGCAGGAGGGCGCCCCUGGCCACGGCCCUGAGCCCCGGCUCCCUGCACUCCGCUGCCCACAGCCCCCUGGACACCAGCAGCCAGUCCCUCUGCCAGCCCCGGGCCGAGAAGCGCGGCGCCCGGGGGGCCCACGAGGCACGGUACGUCUCGGCCAGGCAGAGCGCGGUGUGCGGCUGGUGGGCCUUCGCGCCACGGUGCCUGCAGGUCCUCAACACGGCCAAGGGUGUCCUGUUCUUCCUCUGCGCGGCUGCCUUCCUGCAGGGCAUGACCGUCAACGGCAUCAUCAACACGGUCAUCACCUCGCUGGAGCGGCGCUACGACCUGCACAGCUACCAGAGCGGGCUCAUCGCCAGCUCCUACGACAUCGCGGCCUGCGCCUGCCUCACCUUCGUCAGCUACUUCGGGGGCGCCGGGCACAAGCCGCGCUGGCUGGGCUGGGGCGUGCUGGUCAUGGGCGUGGGCUCGCUGGUCUUCGCGCUGCCGCACUUCACGGCCGGCCACUACGAGGUGGCGGCGGACGCGGGAGUCAGGACGUGCCCCGCCGACCCCGGCGCAGUGUGUGCCAGCAGUGCCUCGGCUCUGUCCCGCUACCAGCUGGUCUUCAUGCUGGGCCAGUUCCUGCACGGCGUGGGCGCCACACCACUCUACACGCUGGGCGUCACCUACCUGGAUGAGAACGUCAAGUCCAGCUACUCACCUGUCUACAUCGCCAUCUUCUACACGGCGGCCAUCCUGGGCCCCGCAGCUGGCUACCUGAUCGGAGGCGCCCUGCUGAACAUCCACACGGACGUGGGCCGACGGACGGAGCUGACCACUGACAGUCCACUGUGGGUGGGCGCCUGGUGGGUUGGCUUCCUGGGCUCCGGGGCCGCCGCCUUCCUGAUCGCCGUGCCCAUCCUCGGCUACCCGAGGCAGCUGCCAGGCUCCCAGCGCUACGUGGUCGUGAGAGCGGCAGAAGUGCAGCAGCUGAAGGCCGGCAGCCGCAGGGCAGGCAGCAGCCCGGGGUUCGGGGCCAGCCUCAGAGACCUGCCUCGCUCCAUCUGGCUCCUCCUGAAGAACCCCACAUUCAUCCUGCUCUGCCUGGCUGGGGCCACUGAGGCCACACUCAUCACCGGCAUGUCCACAUUCAGCCCCAAAUUCCUGGAGUCCCAGUUCAGCCUGAGUGCCUCAGAAGCUGCCACCUUGUUUGGGUACCUGGUGGUGCCGGCGGGCGGUGGCGGCACCUUCCUGGGCGGCUUCUUCGUGAACAAGCUGAGGCUCCGGGGCUCCGCGGUGGUCAAGUUCUGCCUGCUCUGCGCUCUCGUCAGCCUGCUGGGCAUCCUCGUCUUCUCCCUGCACUGCCCCGGCGUGCCCAUGGCGGGCGUCACGGCCAGCUACGGCGGGAGCCUCCUUCCCGAAGGCCACCUGAACCUAACGGCUCCCUGCAACGCCGCCUGCAGCUGCCGGCCAGAGCACUACAGCCCCGUGUGCGGCUCCGACGGCCGCGGGUACUUCUCGCCGUGCCACGCGGGGUGCCCUGCGGCCGCCCAGACCAGCGCGGAUGGCCAGAAGGUGUACCGAGACUGUAGCUGUGUCCCUCAGAACCUUUCCUCUGGUUUGGGCCAUGCCACUGCAGGGAAAUGCACCUCAACUUGUCAGAGAAAGCCCCUCCUUCUGGUUUUCAUAUUCGUUGUAAUUAUGUUUACAUUCCUCAGCAGCAUUCCUGCGCUAACAGCGACUCUACGGUGUGUCUGUGACCCUCAGAGAUCCUUUGCCCUGGGAAUCCAGUGGAUUGUGGUCAGAAUACUAGGGGGCAUCCCGGGGCCCAUCGUCUUCGGCUGGGUGAUCGACAAGGCCUGCCUGCUGUGGCAGGACCAGUGUGGCCAGCCGGGCUCCUGCCUGGUGUACCGGAACUCCGACAUGAGCCACUACAUACUCAUCAUCGGGCUCCUGUACAAGGCUUGGGAGUGGUGACAUCUGGGGAGACCCAAAGGCAUGUACACGUCAGGAAAUUCACGAAAUGACUUCGUAAGACAUAACCGUGCCCAGCGUGUGCAGGCCGUCCACACCACGGCCUGUUAGUCGCUUCGCAGCCAGCCUGGUCACCACACCCCCAUCAUCGUAUCGCAGUGCCGUGUUCCAGCCGCACCCAUUUUGCCUAAUCAUGGCCGCAAAACGCCAGAGCGUUGACGCCACCAUUCAGCUCCGCCAACGGGAAGCUGGAGGUGCUUCCUUCAGUGAGAAGCUGUGGUUUCUUGGCUGGGCUCAGUGCCACACUUGACUCACGGGUCCACAGGGGUCUCAGUGUCUGCGGAUGAGGGGUCUGCGGUACGUUCCCAGGGAGCCGCCCAAGAGUCUGCUGUGUUGAGUGCAUCCCCCAGCCGGGAGCAGCAGGCAUGGGCCCUGCACACAGCCACCCCCGGGCCCAGCACAGCCAGCGGGAGCCGUGUCCAGAGGGUCAGAGCUGGCCUCAGCCACGCAUGCGUCCAUGUUCAUUUUAGCAGGGAGCACACAGUGUCUCCUAUAAACCCCUACACGUUCCGCUUCGUCCAGUGCCGAGUCAAAACAGCCUCCCUCCACGAAUGCAGCCUCAGGGCCGUCAGUCAGGCUGACGCUGCUGGAGGCACCAUGGGUGUUUCUGGGCCACGCCCAGCGUGGAAACUGUAGUGGUGCAUGUGCCCUCUGCAUGUGCAUGGUGGCAGCAUCCGAGCUCAGACCGCGCUGUCUUCGGGGCCCACAUGGGAUUCCUGCCACGUCAUCCUCGUGCAAGGUCAAUGCGGCCCCUGGUUGCUGACAAAGAAACCAAGACACUGAUGGUUAAGAACUAACCAUCGUGACGGCGCCAGGGCAACCAGCUCUGUGUGAGGUUCCUGUGGCCGCCACAACAAGGGACCGCAAAUGGGUGGCCUAACCUGGCAGAACCAGAUUCACUGGCAGGGCUGGCGCCAGAAGUCAGAAUCAAGGUGGGGGCAGGGCUGGCUCCUCCCGGGCUCCGGCUCUGCCUGCAGCUGCACGUGGCCUUUCCCUCCGUGUCCCUGCCUCAAGCCUCCUCUCCUUUCUCUCCUGAGGACACCAAUCAUUGGAUCUGGGGCCCUCAGAUCCAGGAUGAUCUCAUCUCAAAUCCUUAAUUACAGCUGCAAACACCCUGUUUCCAAAAAAGGUCCCAUUCACAGGUGUCGGGUGCUGUUCAACCCAUGACAAGCCCCCAGUCCUGGGCCUCUGUUUGCAGUCAAAGGCAUGUUUCACUGUCUCCUUAACACUGGUGUCUGCUCUAGGAACCGGUUAUAUGGGAAAGGUACCCUCAGAGCAGGUUGGGUUCCGUGGACCUGGUGAGGGCCCUGCAGGCCAGGGGACAGAGACAGGACUGAGACAGGCCCCCAGUGUCCAGAGGUUCCGGCCGGGCUCCCCACGAGGUCAGCGGGCUCCUCCUCUCUCCGCAGGUACUGGGCUCCCUCUUCUUUGCUACAGCCUACUUCCUAUAUAAGCCUCUGUCGGGGUCUUCAG
Saimiri boliviensis boliviensis (Bolivian squirrel monkey) is the source of this 4114-nucleotide messenger RNA. The record is from RefSeq and is a predicted model, not a curated record. Lineage: Eukaryota; Metazoa; Chordata; Mammalia; Primates; Cebidae.